This is a messenger RNA of Physcomitrium patens, 2844 nucleotides long. RefSeq lists its product as uncharacterized. The record is from RefSeq and is a predicted model, not a curated record. Lineage: Eukaryota; Viridiplantae; Streptophyta; Bryopsida; Funariales; Funariaceae.
UGCUCUUACUUGGUGGGUUCCUCUGAGCGGUCGAAUAAGUUAAUAUUUCUGCAAACGGAAAACACCAUGAUCUUCGAUGUUAUCGUUACGUCGCUUGGUUAAAUAAGACUGAAGUUCAGUGGGGUCACUAAAUGGAGUUGUCGCCGUAGCUAUUCGUUCAUCGACGAGAUUGGAUAGCCUGCCGGUAAGUAGUGGUAGUCGAGACGGCGUUGUUACGGUCCGUGAAGUGUAUGAUACGAGAGUUGAAUGCUGCUGCCACAGUGGCUGCUGCGGGUGUGUCAACUGCCAGGUGGAAUGAAUGCGUUGCCACAGUGCAGUGAAGAGAAGGAUGGAGAGAGAGAUGGAGUGAGUUAAUUGCUGGCUUGUAUAAGAUGUGAUGGAAUAGCAGGGCCCUGCCGCAUCAGUCUUCGCUGGAGGUUCAGCUCUGGUCGUCAUCCUCGCGUUUGUCGGGAUACAUACAGAGACAUAUUUUUACGGGGAGAUGGACAGAUAGGAAAGAUUCCCAAGUUUUAUACGCUCAGGGCAGCGGCGCCACUCUUGCCUGCCUUGCUUGAUCGUGUGGAAGCCUGACAGGGGACCUCUGGUGUUUGGGUUUGUUUCAAAUGUAUUGCCUGAUCUCAUUCUGAUCUCGUGUCGCGUUGCUGUUCGACGUCUCUCACGAGACUUGCGUUACGGAAUUAUUUGUUUGCUGGAUCAAUUUCUAGCAGUAGACAGUUGCUGCCGAGAGUAGAUCUUGCAGGACAGUUGCUCAGCUGAAGCGCCAAAACCAAUUCUGUAGGAAUUGAAUUCGGCUUCAUUUGUCUCGAAGGGGUUAUUUCUGGCGCGUGAAGAUGCAGUCAGCCUAGUGCAACCUCCUGACAUGGAUCGCUGGCUGCGUUCGUAGUUUUGAGAUUCUAGAUAAAAUUCUUGAACAGCUGGAGGGGGUUUGUGGUUGUGGGUGAACAACGCGAGCCAGCAAGCGAUGGACGCUGUCGUCGACCAUGUGCAGAGGCCCGUGAUCACCAACCCCAGCGAGUGGGAAGAGUCGUACAAACCACUGCCCUGCCUCUUCUUUGGCCUUUUGAUAAUAUGGGUGGUGUUGGUAUUUGCGUGGACUUUCAACACGUGGACCAAACGGCAAUUGCAGACUAGUAACUUGCAAUGGAUGUUGACGGCUGUUCCAGUUCUCAAAUCUCUAGUUCUCGCCCUCUCCUUCAUAUUCUGGUAUUCGUGCCUGAAUUCAAGCACCUGCUCCUUCUGGGUAGCUUUUGGAGUUUUUGUCUCGCGAAUAUUCUUCGAGACUGUGUGCUUUAUGGCAUUCCUGUUAAUUGCCCAUGGCUACUGCAUCAUGCAUGAUCAACUUCCCGUGACAGAACGCCGCAGCAUAGCCGGCCUUGCUUCGCUCCUAUACUUGACCCUUACCGGCUACAAGGCGGCUGUUCCACAAUUCACCGUUUUGGUGGUGUUAAUUUAUGGCUUGAUCCUUUAUGUCAUCAUGGUACACAUUGCCCGCAACCUUUCGCUGCUUAGAGAACAGCUUCAGCUGAUUCAGGACGAAGGCGUCCACAUGAUGCACACUGCUGUUUACAUCAAGUACACAAUGUUCAAGAGGUUUCAGCGUGGAAUGCUUAUGAUGGUUAUUGCUGAAAUUUUGAUGCAUGCACGAUCCGAUGGCACGGCUAAUGAGUAUUGGAUGCGCUUGCUUAUGCGAGAAUGUUCGGAGAUUGUCAUUUUCUUUUACAUUGGAUGGACCUUCCGAUCUAGAGAGCUGACUCCAUUUUUUACAGUCAUUCCUACUCUACAUUCCUCUGGUCAGCGUAUCUUGCCACCUAUUUACAGCGUUGAGAUUAAUGAGAAGCAAUUCAACAACUUGAAUCACAAAGAGUGGCACAUUGGAGUGCCCACCUCAAUCUGCAAAAAUGGAGAGACGCAGAGGCCUAUGUUGGUGAUCGUGCAGAACCCAGGCUUUUCUGCCUUCGCUAUCAAUGACGAAUUUGGAAAAAACCCAAAGAAGCCAGAAGAUGCCCUCAGUGAUUCCCCUAACUGUCAGACAUGCCCCUCCCUGGCACCCCCGGCGACAUUAAAGGGUAAUGACUCAUCUUCUUCCUUGUUUGACCACGAUGGAUUGCAACUUCGGUUACGAAGUUCUGGCGAUCUUUCGACUAGUACAGAAUCUGGCAGCUGGAGAGACAAAUCUGGAUCUUGCGAGCGGGUUGUGAAGGAGAGUGGUAGAUCGGUUGAUGUCAAGGAAGAGAAGAGUUUCCUGAACGAAGUGAUAGUAGAUGUGAAGGGGUUGAGGCGCAACUCUUGUCUGCCCUUCGAGAAUUCUUGUAGUGAUUCGCGGACGUUGCAUUCAAGAUCUAAUUCAAGUAUCGUCUUACAAGGGUUGCCCAUCCACCAAUCAGGCAUUGUAUGAUUCAAGUCGACCACAACUCCUUUUUGUUCAUACAACCGGCUACCUUCUCAAAGCUUCGUUGUACAUGCAGAUGGUUUUUGUUGCUUUAACUAAGAUCUAUCUGGCAUGGAUUCUUCGAUCUGCAGGCCAUCUUACUAACCAGGAGAAUAAAUGGUUGUACAAUGUACAUAUGUAGAGUAGCUCAGCUUCCCUUGGGAACAGCUUGAGGAAGUAUAAAGGUUUAGAUUCUUAUGCGAUAGUGAAUCCUUGUGGGGAGACUGAACACGGAAAAUGCUGCUUUGUGAUCAAAAAGUUGCGGGGUAUUCUGAAGUUUGCAGAGUCGCCAGCCAAAGGGCUGAAUCUGUUCAUGGCUGUUCUGCCUUUCUCAACAGUUGUACUAUAUCCAUUUAUGCAAACAGUGCAUAUUGAAUCAAAUUCAGCUCAUGAAUGCGUGACUGACGGUUUGUAUC